AUGUUUCGUAGUCAAGUUUCAAAAUCCCUGCAACGUAUGAGCAAACCCAUCGGGUUGCGGUACGCCUCUAGUGGUGGCCGUGUGGGGCCCGGGUUCUACAGGACGGAGAUCAAGCGGAGGAUCCCGCAGGUGGCCUUGUGGGGCAGCGGGCUGUUCCUCGUGCUCGAGUGGCCGUUCUUCUUCAAGUGGUACAACCAGUGGGCGCACGGGGUGUGA
This is a messenger RNA of Huiozyma naganishii CBS 8797, 216 nucleotides long. RefSeq names its product Cox26p (gene COX26). NCBI's taxonomy places the organism in Eukaryota, Fungi, Ascomycota, Saccharomycetes, Saccharomycetales, Saccharomycetaceae. Bases 1 to 216 code for a protein of 71 amino acids. The record is from RefSeq and is a predicted model, not a curated record. The transcript has a single exon.